Messenger RNA from Arabidopsis lyrata subsp. lyrata, 1532 nucleotides. Its product is annotated as cyclin-A3-3. The transcript has 6 exons. The coding region runs from base 219 to 1199 and encodes 326 amino acids. The record is from RefSeq and is a predicted model, not a curated record. Gene Ontology annotation, cellular component: nucleus; cyclin-dependent protein kinase holoenzyme complex; cytoplasm. Gene Ontology annotation, molecular function: cyclin-dependent protein serine/threonine kinase regulator activity. Lineage: Eukaryota; Viridiplantae; Streptophyta; Magnoliopsida; Brassicales; Brassicaceae. Gene Ontology annotation, biological process: regulation of cyclin-dependent protein serine/threonine kinase activity; mitotic cell cycle phase transition.
AAAGGGCAAUUUCUAUAAGUUAACCCUUUUGGAAAUAUUUGUUUUUGUUUUCCUUUUUUGAAUGACUUGGGUUUAAUUUUCCUUUUUUUUUGGGAGUCUGUCGUCUGAAUUCUAAAACCUUUUUGUUUUAGGAUAGAGUCUAGCUACUCUAUAAAUAGGGACUUCGUGUAAGAUUUAUCGUUGUUCUUUGCAAGAUUUGUUCUUCUUCUUCGACAAAUAUGCUCACUGAGAAAAACAAACAGUUUCAUGCCGACCAUAACGCUCAAGAUGCUUCCCCGGCAGAGUGGGCAAAGAUUCGACAUAGGCUACUUGCGAUGCAAGAGAACAUUCAAUCAGGCUCUGACAUUGACGCUAGAUCUGAUGAUCCACAGAUGUGUGGACUUUAUGUCUCAGAUAUCUACGAGUAUCUCCGUGAAUUAGAGGUGAAGCCAAAGCUAAGACCUUUAGAUGAUUAUAUGGAAAAGGUUCAAGAAGAAGUAACACCAAGCUCGAGAGGUGUUUUAGUAGAUUGGUUAGUGGAAGUUGCUGAAGAGUUCGAACUCGGGUCUGAAACAAUCUAUCUCACUGUCUCUUACAUCGAUAGAUUCUUGUCCUCAAAGACUGUCAACGAGCAAAAACUUCAGCUUGUAGGAGUUUCUGCAAUGUUUAUUGCUUCGAAGUAUGAAGAGAAACGUCGUCCUAAAGUGGAGGAUUUUUGUUACAUUACGGCUAAUACAUAUACGAAACAAGAUGUGUUGAAGAUGGAAGAGGAAAUACUUUUCGCGCUUGAGUUUGAACUAGGAAGGCCUACGAUCAAUACUUUUCUAAGACGGUUCAUAAGGGUUGCACAAGAAGAUUUCAAAGUGCCAAACUUGCAGCUAGAGCCUCUUUGUUGCUAUUUAUCAGAACUAAGUAUGUUAGAUUAUAGUUGUGUGAAGUUUGUUCCAUCUUUGUUGGCUGCUUCUGCUGUCUUUCUCGCUCAAUUCAUCAUCCGUCCCAAACAACAUCCUUGGAGUCAAAUGUUAGAAGAAUACACAAAGUACAAAGCAUCUGAUCUACAAGUGUGUGUGGGAAUCAUGCAUGACUUGUAUCUGAGCAGAAGUGAAGGUGCUUCAAAAGCUGUUAGAAAGAAAUACACGCAACAUAAGUUCCAAUACGUUGCCACAAUUCCUGUCUACCAAGAGCUGCCGGAUACCUUUUGGGAGGAUGUUACCAUUUGAUCAGAACCAAUCUUCAUUUGGCAAUUGUUACUGAGCUCGAUUACCAAAUCGCGGUCCGAUAGUAUAAGAGACAAAGAUCAACAGUUGAAGCUAGAGGAGUCAUAUAUAUCUAUUGAAAGUAAAGGCAAGAGCAAAUAAAUUGUGUUGUGAAGAUGUAAUGUGUUAUUUGAUUUUUAGUUUGUUUACAAAUUAGUGUGUUACCCUCGAAAUAAUAUAAUUUGAUAUGAUUAUGAUAUAUGCAAUAUGAUAUAAGUAUUUGUGUGACAUGAUUUUAUCUUGUUUAAUCAUUGAGUCUCCUAUGAUAUAAUUUAUUAAAGUUAAGACCAUCUCCAA